GAGAAUUUGCCGACACUCCCUAAUAUUUUGCUGAGAGUCAUCAAUUAUGCAGGGUAGCCGCACGCACUGGGAAGGGAGAUAGCGGCAAUAUGGCGACAACUGCAGUUUCUCCGCUAUUUUUUCGACAUCUGCAGUCCAGCGACGCCUAUCUGGAAUUCCGCUAACGCGAAAAAGUUGUAGUUUCACAUGGACACAAAAGUGCCGAAAUGCUGAGUUUGCAGAAGUUGAUAUGGGCCCCAGCUGCUCCCCCAGUCCCCUUCACCCUGUUCUAGCUGGCCGUCCUGGAUGGUACAUAACUAAAGAAGAAGUCGCUGCAGGAUGAAAAUAUGGCUGCACCCCUUAUUGCACCGCCAGGACCUGACAGCUUCAAGAAGUUCACCCCGGAAUCUUUGGCCAACAUUGAGAAACGAAUCGCUGAGGAGAAGAAUAAGAAGCCUCCAAAGCCCGACAGCAGCCACCGCGACGACGACGAUGAGAACAAGCCCAAGCCCAACACUGACCUGGAGGCGGGCCGCAACCUGCCCUUUAUCUAUGGUGACGUUCCUGGAGCGAUGGUGGCAACACCACUGGAGGACUUGGACCCUUUCUACGUGAAUCAGAAAACAUUUAUAGUGUUAAAUAAAGGGAAAACAAUCUUCCGCUUUAGUGCCACACCUUCCUUGUACUUCAUAAGUCCUUUUAAUAUUCUUAGGCGAAUAGCUAUUAAAAUUUUGAUACAUUCAGUCUUCAGCAUGAUCAUUAUGUGUACAAUUCUGACCAACUGUGUGUUCAUGACUUUUAGCAAUCCUCCAGAAUGGUCCAAACAAGUAGAGUACACCUUCACCGGAAUUUAUACAUUUGAGUCCGCUGUAAAAAUCAUUGCCCGUGGGUUCUGUAUAGAUGACUUUACAUUCCUUAGAGACCCAUGGAACUGGCUGGACUUCAUGGUGAUCUCUAUGGCAUAUGUGACAGAGUUUGUGGACCUGGGGAAUGUAUCUGCGCUGAGAACGUUCAGAGUUCUCCGAGCAUUGAAAACUAUCUCUGUCAUUCCAGGCCUGAAGACCAUUGUUGGCGCCUUGAUCCAGUCUGUGAAGAAGCUGUCGGACGUGAUGAUCCUCACCGUUUUCUGCCUGAGCGUCUUUGCCCUGAUUGGCCUGCAGCUCUUCAUGGGUAACCUGCGGCAUAAGUGUGUCAUCUGGCCCAUUAACUCCACCGAGAACUACCUGAGCAAUGGCAGUAAGGGCUUUGACUGGGAGGAGUACAUCAUGAAAGAAGAAAAUUUCUACUUUCUGCCUGGACAAAACGAUGCUCUUUUAUGCGGAAAUAGCUCCGAUUCCGGCCGCUGCCCUGAGGGAUACACAUGCAUGAAGGCUGGGAGAAACCCAAAUUACGGCUACACCAGCUUUGACAGCUUCGGCUGGGCUUUUCUGGCUCUCUUUCGCCUCAUGACACAGGACUACUGGGAGAACUUGUACCAGCUGACCCUGAGAGCUGCUGGGAAAACCUACAUGAUCUUCUUUGUGCUGGUGAUCUUCGUGGGAUCCUUCUACCUGGUAAACCUCAUCCUGGCUGUGGUGGCCAUGGCCUAUGAAGAGCAGAACCAGGCCACCAUGGAAGAGGCUGAACAGAAGGAGGCUGAAUUCAAAGCCAUGCUGGAGCAGCUGAAAAAACAACAGGAGGAUGCCCAGGCUGCAGCUAUGGCGACCUCAGCAGGUACGGUGUCAGAGGAUGCGGUAGAAGAUGAUGGCGGAGGUCACAUGUCCUGCAGCUCCUCUGAGAUGUCGAAGCUGAGCUCCAAGAGUGCCAAGGAGCGCCGCAACCGCAAGAAGAAGUGGCGUCAGAAGGAACAGUCGCGUGGCGAGGAAAAGGGUGACAGCGAGAAGAAAUUCGUCAAGUCUGAAUCUGACGAUGGCAGCAAGAGGAGUCGGUUCCGCUUCCCAGACAACCGGCUGGGCAGAAAGCCCUCUAUGAACCAGUCCCUACUCAGCAUCCCAGGGUCACCCUUCCUCUCACGGCACAACAGCAAGAGCAGCAUCUUCAGCUUCAAGGGGCGCGCCAAGGACGUAGGUUCAGAAAAUGAGUUCGCCGAUGACGAGCAUAGCACGGUGGAGGAGAGCGAGGAGCGGCGGGGGUCCCUCUUCAGCCCGUACCGCCGCAGCAGCUACAGCGGCUACCACGGCAAGAGGAACAGCACCGUGGACUGCAACGGCGUGGUGUCCCUCAUCGGGCCUGGACGCCUACUGCCUGAGCCUACCACGGAAGUGGAGGUGAAGAAGAAGCUUUCCGGCUCCUUAAUGGUGUCUGUAGACCAGCUCAACACCUCCUUUGGUCACAAAGACCGGGCCAACAGUGUUAUGAGCGUGAUCACCAACACCUUGGUUGAAGAGCUGGAAGAGUCCCAGCGCAAGUGUCCCCCGUGCUGGUACAAGUUUUCUAACAACUUUCUGAUCUGGGAGUGCUGCCCAUUGUGGUUGAAGAUCAAGGAGAUUGUUAACCUAAUUGUAAUGGACCCAUUUGUGGACCUGGCCAUCACCAUCUGCAUUGUUCUCAACACCCUCUUCAUGGCCAUGGAACACUACCCCAUGACACCCCACUUUGAGGAAGUGUUGACCGUUGGAAAUCUGGUGUUCACUGGGAUCUUCACUGCGGAGAUGUUUGCUAAACUUGUGGCCAUGGACCCAUACUACUACUUCCAGGAGGGUUGGAACAUUUUUGAUGGCUUUAUCGUGACCCUAAGCUUAAUGGAGCUCGGGCUGGCAGAUGUGGAAGGGUUGUCUGUGCUGAGAUCAUUCCGCUUGCUGAGGGUGUUCAAGCUGGCCAAGUCCUGGCCUACCCUUAACAUGCUCAUCAAGAUCAUUGGCAACUCUGUGGGUGCCCUGGGAAACUUGACCCUGGUGUUGGCCAUCAUUGUUUUCAUCUUCGCUGUGGUGGGCAUGCAACUUUUUGGCAAGAACUAUAAGGACUGUGUGUGCAAGAUCGCUAAGGACUGUGAGCUGCCCCGCUGGCACAUGAACGACUUCUUCCACUCCUUCCUCAUUGUGUUCCGUGUGCUGUGCGGCGAGUGGAUCGAGACCAUGUGGGACUGCAUGGAGGUCGCCGGGCAGACCAUGUGCCUCAUUGUCUUUAUGAUGGUCAUGGUCAUUGGGAACUUGGUGGUGCUGAAUCUGUUCCUUGCCUUGCUUCUGAGCUCCUUCAGUGCAGACAACCUGGCAGCCACAGAUGAUGAUGGCGAGAUGAACAACCUGCAGAUUUCUGUCAUCCGCAUCAAGAAAGGCAUUGCCUGGGUGAAGGCCAAAGUGCAGCUCCUGGCCGCCACCAUCCUGAAAAAGACAGUGCCGGAGGAGGUAAAGCCAUUGGAUGACAUGUAUGACAAGAAACUCAACUGCAUCGCCAACCACACAGGCGUGGACAUCAACAGAGAGAUGGAUUACCAGAAAAAUGGCAAUGGCACCACCAGCGGUAUUGGCAGCAGCGUUGGCAAGUAUAUGAUCGAUGAGGACCGCAUGUCCUUUAUCCACAACCCCAACCUCACCGUGCGUGUUCCCAUCGCUGUGGGUGAGUCUGACUUUGAAAACCUCAACACCGAAGACUUCAGCAGCGAGUCGGACAUCGAGGGGAGCAAAGAUCUGGAUGAUACCAGCUCUUCGGAAGGAAGCACCAUUGACAUCAAGCCAGAGAUGGAGGAUGUGGUUGUAGUGGAGGUAGUGGAAGAGUACCUGGACCCAGACCCCUGCUGGACAGAAGCCUGCGUAGCGCGAUACAAGUGUUGUGAUGUCUCCAUUACGGAGGGCUGGGGGAAGCACUGGUGGUACCUGAGGAAGACCUGCUACCUGAUUGUGGAGCACAACUGGUUUGAGACCCUCAUCAUCUUUAUGAUCCUGCUGAGCAGCGGUGCACUGGCUUUUGAAGAUGUCUACAUCGAACAGAGGAAGACGAUCCGCAUCAUCCUGGAGUACGCGGACAGAGUGUUCACCUACAUCUUCAUUCUGGAGAUGUUGCUCAAGUGGGUGGCCUAUGGCUUUGUGAAGUACUUCACCAACGCCUGGUGUUGGCUGGACUUCUUCAUAGUGGAUGUGUCUAUAGUCAGCCUUAUAGCUAAUGCCCUGGGCUACUCCGAUCUAGGGCCAAUUAAAUCUCUCAGGACACUAAGGGCCUUGAGACCCCUCAGAGCCUUGUCACGUUUUGAAGGGAUGAGGGUGGUAGUCAACGCCUUGGUGGGUGCCAUCCCUUCCAUUAUGAAUGUGUUGCUGGUUUGCCUCAUCUUUUGGCUGAUUUUCAGUAUCAUGGGGGUCAACUUGUUUGCGGGCAAGUACUACUACUGCUAUAAUGAGACAGAGGAGUAUCGCUUCCUGCCAACGGAGGUUAAUAACAAAACGGAGUGCUUCAACUACAUCAACGCCAACAUGAGUGACAUCAGAUGGAAAAAUGUCAAGAUCAAUUUUGACAAUGUUGGUGCAGGGUACCUUGCUCUGCUGCAAGUGGCUACAUUCAAAGGCUGGAUGGACAUUAUGUAUGCGGCAGUAGAUUCCAGAAAGGUGGAAGACCAGCCCUUCUAUGAGGACAAUAUUUACAUGUACAUCUAUUUUGUCAUCUUCAUCAUCUUUGGCUCUUUCUUCACUCUGAACCUCUUCAUUGGUGUCAUCAUUGACAACUUCAACCAGCAAAAGAAAAAGUUUGGGGGUCAGGAUAUCUUCAUGACAGAAGAGCAAAAGAAGUACUAUAAUGCCAUGAAGAAGCUUGGUUCUAAGAAACCACAGAAACCCAUCCCUAGGCCAGUGAACAAGAUCCAGGGGAUGGUGUUUGACUUUGUGACACAGCAGGUCUUUGACAUCUCCAUCAUGAUACUGAUCUGCCUCAACAUGGUUACCAUGAUGGUGGAAACGGACGGUCAGACGCAGGAGAUGGAAAACAUUCUGUACUGGGUCAACUUUAUCUUCAUUGUUGUGUUCACAACUGAAUUUGUGCUUAAGCUUUUUGCGCUGCGCCAUUACUACUUCACCAUUGGCUGGAAUAUCUUUGACGUGGUUGUGGUCAUCCUUUCCAUUGUGGGAAUGUUUCUAGCGGACCUGAUUGAGAAGUACUUUGUGUCACCAACUCUCUUCAGAGUGAUCCGUCUCGCCCGAAUCGGCCGCAUUCUGCGUCUUAUUAAAGGGGCCAAAGGAAUUCGAACUUUACUGUUUGCCCUGAUGAUGUCACUGCCAGCUUUGUUCAACAUCGGGCUGCUGCUUUUCCUGGUCAUGUUCAUCUUCUCCAUCUUUGGAAUGUCCAACUUUGCCUACGUGAAGAGGGAGGCUGGCAUUGAUGACAUGUACAACUUUGAGACCUUUGGCAACAGUAUGAUCUGCCUGUUCAUGAUCACGACCUCAGCUGGCUGGGAUGGCCUGCUGCUGCCCAUCCUGAACUACCCGCCAGACUGUAGCCCUGAGAAGGAGAACCCGGGCACCUCGGUCAAGGGGGACUGCGGCAAUCCUUCUGUCGGCAUUUUUUUCUUUGUGAUGUACAUCAUCAUCUCCUUCCUUAUCGUGGUCAACAUGUACAUUGCUAUCAUCCUGGAGAACUUCAGCGUGGCCACAGAGGAGAGCGCAGAUCCGUUGAGUGAGGAUGACUUUGAGACCUUCUACGAAAUCUGGGAGAAAUUCGAUCCGGAUGCCUCUCAGUUCAUAACUUUUGCCAAACUGUCAGACUUUGCGGACGCACUGGAGCACCCGUUGAGGGUGCCCAAGCCCAACACCAUUGAGCUGAUUGCCAUGGAUAUGCCCAUGGUGAGCGGGGACCGCAUCCACUGCCUAGACAUCCUGUUCGCCUUCACAAAGCGCGUGCUGGGCGACAGCGGCGAGUUGGACAUGCUACGGCAGCAGAUGGAGGAGCGCUUUGUGGCCGCUAACCCCUCCAAGGUGUCGUACGAGCCUAUCACCACCACGCUCCGCCGCAAGCAGGAGGAGGUGUCGGCCAUCGUGAUCCAGCGUGCCUACCGUGCCCAUCUGGCUCGGCGGGGCUUCAUCUGCAAGCGCAGGCUAGGGACCAACAAGCUGGAGAACGGAGGGGCCAACCAGGAGAAAAAAGAGGGCACGCCUUCCACUGCCUCCCUCCCCUCCUAUGACAGUGUAACAAAACCGGACAAGGAGAAACAGGAGGAAAAUGAGGGGAGGGCCCGAAAAGAGAAGGGCAGAAACCAAAAAGAUGUCAGGGAAUCAAAGUGUUAGGAAACAAUAACAAUAAUCCACUAAAGAAAAAAACGAGUUGAAACGAACUCCACAAAUGUACAAAUGUUUCAUUUGCAAGUAAAAAAAUGGAAAAAUACAAAAAAAAAAUUGUUUACAUGGAUUCUAAAAGUAUCAAUGCAGGAGAAGCGGCUUAGUUUCUUACGGCUUUGAGGACACUUAAACCAAACAUAGUCAGCUUAAGUGUGUGACGCGGGUGCGUAAAGAGCAAGAUUUUUAAGAGCGAGGGGCGGUGAGCGAGAGCGGAAAGAAUAACUCAUCGAAUUCUGCCCCGGUUCAUCGGAGACUUCUUUGUCAGGGACCGUCUGCUAGGGGACACGUUUCUUUGCAGAAGGAGAGAGAGGACGACGGAAGACCCCGUGGGUGACGGUGCAAAAGCAAUGACGCUGUGGAUUUGUCCCAAAGGAGAGUGGAGUCUUUGGAAGGUGGAGUCUGCAGUGACAUUCCAAAGCUGCCCGGAGGUUUCUCCGUGUCUCUGUCUUUAUUAAUCGAGGAAAACCGUAACCGGCAGGAUGAGCAAAUUUACACGAAAGGGGGGGAAAAAAAAAAAAAAAAAAACACGAAGGACAGAGAAACCCG
This is a messenger RNA of Scleropages formosus (Asian bonytongue), 6779 nucleotides long. RefSeq names its product sodium channel protein type 8 subunit alpha-like. Gene Ontology annotation, cellular component: plasma membrane; voltage-gated sodium channel complex. Gene Ontology annotation, molecular function: voltage-gated sodium channel activity; calcium ion binding; protein binding. Bases 327 to 6182 code for a protein of 1951 amino acids. The transcript has 28 exons. Lineage: Eukaryota; Metazoa; Chordata; Actinopteri; Osteoglossiformes; Osteoglossidae. Gene Ontology annotation, biological process: sodium ion transmembrane transport; neuronal action potential; membrane depolarization during action potential. The record is from RefSeq and is a predicted model, not a curated record.